Messenger RNA from Betta splendens (Siamese fighting fish), 1508 nucleotides. RefSeq names its product phosphatidylserine decarboxylase (gene pisd). Lineage: Eukaryota; Metazoa; Chordata; Actinopteri; Anabantiformes; Osphronemidae. Bases 75 to 1229 code for a protein of 384 amino acids. The transcript has 9 exons. The record is from RefSeq and is a predicted model, not a curated record. Gene Ontology annotation, molecular function: phosphatidylserine decarboxylase activity. Gene Ontology annotation, cellular component: mitochondrion. Gene Ontology annotation, biological process: phosphatidylethanolamine biosynthetic process.
GGCGGCAGCAGUGCGCCAUUUUGUUGUUUUUCCACGCGCCAAUAAAAGCAGAAGAAGACGCGCGUCUACACAUCAUGGCGGCGGCCGUUCGGAGGGUGGUUUUUGAUAAGGUGACGCGAGGCAGCAGCUUCAGCCUCCAGCAGCGCAGCCUCACUUCAGGCCGUGGCCUUCUGCCCCGUCCACGCCCCCUCCCACUCCUCUUGGUGACAGGUGGAGGUUAUCUUGGUUACCAGCACUACAGGGGGAGGAGCCAGCAGAAGAAUGGAGCUCCGCCUCCCAUCGCUGCACCUACUGAGGUGGCGCUGUACCGAUCUUUCCCAACCCGCCUCCUUUCCCGGGCUUGGGGCCGUCUGAAUGGGAUGGAGCUCCCCAGCUGGCUGCGAAGACCCGUCUAUUCUCUGUACAUCUGGACGUUCGGGGUCAACAUGCAGGAAGCAGCAGUUGAGGAUUUGGAUCACUAUAGGAAUCUAGGGGAGUUCUUCCGUCGACGUCUGAAACCGGCAGUCCGACCACUCUGCACCUCAUCAUGCCUGAUCUCUCCAGCUGAUGGGAGGAUCCUCCACUUUGGCCGGGUGAAAAACGGUGAGGUGGAGCAGGUCAAGGGGGUCACCUUCAGUCUGGAGAAUUUCCUGGGUCCACAGAAGAGUCUGGGUCAUGACCCGUCCUUGUCCUUCAGAGACCUGCUCCUGUCGUCCCCAGACCACGAUCUCUUCCAUGUGGUGGUCUACCUGGCUCCUGGUGAUUAUCAUGGAUUCCACUCUCCUACGGACUGGAGGGUGGAGCUUCGGCGACACUUCCCAGGCUCGUUAAUGUCUGUGAACCCAGCUGUGGCUCAUAGGGUCAAAGGGCUGUUCUGCUUUAACGAGCGUGUGGCGCUCACCGGCCAGUGGCACCACGGCUUUUUCUCAUUAACGGCGGUUGGAGCCACAAACGUUGGAUCCAUCAGGAUCUACUUUGACCAGGAGCUUCACACAAACAGUCCCCACUACACUAAAGGCUCUUUCUCUGACCACAACUACAGAAUUAGCAACCAGGUCCAGAAGCUGGCAGGUGAGGGGGGCGUGACCUCCUUGGAGAGAGAGGGUGUGGUCUUGCGAAAGGGAGAGCCAGUGGGAGAAUUUAACCUUGGCUCCACCAUUGUUCUCCUGUUUGAGGCCCCAAAAGACUUCAGUUUCAACCUGACGCCGGGGCAGACAGUUAGGGUAGGCGAGGGGCUCGGCGGCCUCUGAUCAGAUGAACUGGCCCAGGACAGUGUCCGAGCAGCUGCUGAUUGGCUGGUCUCGGUUUGUUUUUGUAGAACUCAAACUCCCAGAAUGCCUUAUACCUGGAGCAACUGCCAAAGCUUUUCUCUUGUUAUCUGUGAUGUGAAACAUGAUGAACUGAAACCGAAUGUUUGAGGCUUCGUUGUUUUCCUCGUCUCCCACAUUUGCUCAUGGCUAGUUUUGAGGUUUGUCUAUUUGUGUUAAAAUUUAAUUCUAAAUAAAUAAAGACAUUAUUUUUUCUCAUUA